UUGCCUGUCGCUUUCUUCCCCAGUGAACUACACUUCCCAUGAUGCACCGGGGCGGGGAGGGAGGGGGAGGCCCCGGCGGAGCGUAAAUCUUCAAAGGCUAACAAAAGAGCAGCCGGCUGACCUGACAGGAGGAGGAGGAGGAGGAGGAGAAAGAAGAAGAAGGGAAGGAGGAAGAAGAAGGAGAAGAAGAAGAAGAAGAAGGGGGGGGGGUCUCGAAGGGAGGGGAGGAGGGGAGCAAAGAGGGGUCUCUGAAAGGGGACACCCCGAAAUCUUGCACCCCAAGAGCCUCCCCUUUGCUCUCCAUCUUCUUUCCAGCUGCAGCGAGGAUGAUGGCCGGAGGAGGAGAAGGCCUGGCGCAGGUAAGGAGCCUCUAAAAAAGGAAUAUCAUCCUCAUUAUCAUCAUGAUCUGGGGGCUCAAAAGAAGCAGACUGGGGUCUUGAUUAUUAGUAUUAGUAUUAUUACUAUUAGGAAGAGGAGAAGGCCUGGCCCAGGUAAGGAGCCUCUAAAAGAGGAAUAUCAUCCUCAUCAUGAUCAUCAUCAUGAUCUGGGGGCUCAAAAGAGGCAGAGUGGGGUUUUGAUUAUUAGUAUUAGUAUUAUUACUAUUAGGAAGAGAAUGCCUGGCCCAGGUAAGGAGCCUCCAAAAGAGGAAUAUCAUCCUCAUCAUGAUCAUCAUCAUGAUCUGGGGGGCUCAAAAGAGGCAGAGUGGGGUCUUGAUUAUUAGUAUUAUUAGUACGGAGGAGGAGGAGGAAGAGGAGGAGAAGGCCUGGCCCAGGUAAGGAGCCUCUAAAAGAGGAAUAUCAUCCUCAUCAUUAUUAUCAUCAUGAUCUGGGGGCUCAAAAGAAGCAGAGUGGGGUCUUGAUUAUUAGUAUUAGUAUUAUUACUAUUAGGAAGAGAAGGCCUGGCCCAGGUAAGGAGCCUCUAAAAGAGGAAUAUCAUCCUCAUUAUCAUCAUGAUCUGGGGGCUCAAAAGAGGCAGAGUGGGGUUUUGAUUAUUAGUAUUAUUAGUACGGAGGAGGAGGAGGAAGAGGAGAAGGCCUGGCCCAGGUUCCGGUGGCCUUUGCGGACGUGGCGGUCUACUUCUCUCCCGCGGAGUGGGCGGAGCUCGCGGAAUGGCAGAAGGAGCUUUACCAGGACGUAAUGGCCGAGAACUUUGAGCUGGUCUGCUCUCUGGAGUGCCUGCUCUCCAUCCCGGAGCUCCUUUCACGGCUGCUGCGGUGGGAGACCCCGUCUGCCCCAGAGACCCCUCAACCCAGAAGAAUAAGUGACUCCCCAAAGGAGGAGGAGGAGGAGGAGGAGCCCCCAGCCACUAUUGUAACGCUGAGCGAGCAGCCGGAUGAAAAUGGGCAGCCAGACUCUCCAAAGUCACCCGAACCCAAGGCCUUGAAGAGGGCCCGCCUUCGCCGUCCCCGAACAGCAGAGAAGGGCCCAGAGAAGAGCCCACCCCUGAGGCUGCCGGCCCAGAAGAGGGAGAAGCCCUACAAGUGCCCCAAGUGCCAGCGCAGCUUCCUGUACCGAGUGGCCCUGAUCGCCCACCGGCGCCUCCACGCGCGGAAGUGGCCCCGGAUUGGGCCCCCGGGCCCGGGGCGGUCCCCCUCCUCCCCCUCCUCUUCCCCGCGGUCACCACCCGAUCCGGCAGUGCCGCAGGAGGGCCACUCGGGGUCCGGCCCCACCAGCCCCUUCCCCCGCUCUCCGGGUGAGGGGGGCCCGCUCCCCUUCUGGCCCGAGAUGUCCUUGCACCAGCAGGGCCCGGCCGGCCACGGCUUCAACCCCUGGGCCCUGGGCUACGGGCCCCAGCCUUUGCCCGGCCACCAGGCCCCAGGGCUCCACAGCAAUGGGGAGUUCAUCUGCGACCAGUGCGGCUGGAGCUUCCACGGCUGGGAGGAGCUGGUCACGCACCAGAUGGCCCACAUGGCGGCCGAGGGCAUCGCGGGGUCCGUGCCCAAGGCGGGGGCGCUGGCCCAACUGGCCACCGACCGGCCCUACUCCUGCAACCUGUGCGGAAAGAGCUUCCGGCACAAGCCCAACUUGCUGGCCCACCGGCAGGUGCACACGGGAGAGCGGCGGUACCAGUGCCAGGAGUGCGGGAAGUCCUUCGGCAGCAAGGCUUACCUGGCCUCCCACCAACACAUCCACACCGGGGAGAAGCCCUACGUCUGCGGCCAGUGCGGCAAGAGCUUCCGCCACAAACCCAAUCUCAUCUCCCACCAGAAGAUCCACAGCCGCGAGCCCCUCUCGGUCCCCCAGCAACACCCGCCAGACGCCUUCAAUGGGGAGGCUGCCUUCCCCGGAGUCCGUCCUGUGCCAGACCCCCUCGGGGCCGAAGCCUUCCAGGCCCAGCAGCAGCGGGUCCUGGCCGCCCACCGGUCCUGUGCUCAGGGGGACUCCCCGCUGCUGCCACCGGUCCUCCCGCUGCCGCCGACCCUCCUGCCCACUCCGCUGCUGCCCCCUCCGCCGGCCGUGGACCGCCCCUUCAUCUGCCCGGUCUGCGCCAAGCCGUUCCGCUGCAAGCCCUACCUGGUGGCCCACAUCCGCAUCCACACGGGGGAGAAGCCCUACGCCUGCAGCCGCUGCCCCAAGCGCUUCUCCCAGAAGUCCAACCUGGUCUCGCACGAGCGGCUCCACACCGGCGAGAAACCCUACGCCUGCCCGCUCUGCCCCCGCGUCUUCAGCCAGGGCUCCAACAUGCGCGCCCACCAGCGCAGCCACCGCAACAUUGUGCCGGCCGAGGUGGCGGAGGGACCCCUGCGGCAGGGCUAUGCGCCGGCAGCGGGAGAAAUAAUUGUGAGGCAGAUCCAGGCCCAGCCCAAUUAGGGAUUCGGUUGGCUCCACCGUCCGGCCGUCCAUCCGCCCACUCGCCUUCCUCUCUACACCGCUGGCUAUUUCCCACAUACCACAAUUGCCAUUUAGCUCUGGGCGGUGCUUAUGCACAGCACCCGUGGCCUUUGUCCCUUCCGUCCUUCCGCAAGACCCCAAAAUCCUCUCAAAAUGGCCUUCGGUGCCCCUGGACCUUUCCGCAAAUCUUGCAGGGGACACAAACGCUCUCUCUCACACUCUCUCCGUAUUAAUUCCGCAGCAUCUCUGGAAUCUUGCUUCGGUGGAUUUAGCAGUGGGGCAGGGAGCUUGGAAGGACUCCCCAGCCGGUCCGGGGUUCAAAACAAAUGAAGCAAGACCCGAACUUGUGCUUUACUGGAGAGGCUGUGGCUUGUACCGCAAGCGAAAGAAGCUCACUCGGGACGUGUUUGAAAGGAUUCGAGACACCGGACAUUACGAUGGGUCCUGAGGCUUGGCUGGAGUCUCCAUGUGAACAGAAACACGUCAUUAGAAGAGGGUGAAAGCUUUUCCUCCACUUGCUUUAUGGGACGAAUGCUUUGGAGGCACAGCCUGGCAUUUCCAGUUUUCUCACCAGACUCGGGAUAUGGCCAGAGGGACCCAGCAUGCAUUGUUCCUUCAAUGACUUGUGGUCAGAAGAGCACAAGAAGGUGCAUCUACACCAAGUGUAUCUACACCAGGUUUGGGCCAACUUGGUCCCUUCAGGUGUUUUGGACUCCAACUCCCAUCAUUCCUCACAGCCUCAGGCCCCUUCCUUUUCCCCCUCGGCCGCUUAAGCGGCCGAGGGGGAAAAGGAAAGGGCCUGAGGCUGUGAGGAAUGGUGGGAGUUGGAGUCCAAAACACCUGGAGAGACCAAGUUGGCCCAUGCCUGAUCUACACUCUAGAAUUAAUGCAGUUUGGCACCACUUAUCCAUUACUUUUAACAUUACAGACAUUGCAGUCAUUGGGUUCUGACCUACAUUGCAUCAUGUUAUUGUUGUAACAUGUAUUUAUUUAUGCCUCUCUUUUCUCUCUGGAUUGAGACCCAAUGCAGAGAGACACAAUAUGUUUCAAUUUUGCCUAAAUGAAACUACUACUACUACUAAUACUUACUUUUAUAUAUCAAAAUAGGUAGGUACAUACAUUUGUUUGUACCUCAAAAGGCGUUGACAUGGUGCGAUGGAUCUAGACCAAACAUGGCACACCUAUCCUUUAUUACCCGCCUUAAAAUAAUGGCAGGGUUUCAACUAAAAAGCCCACUUUCAUUUUGGGGAGAGGGUCCCAAAAAGAAAAAGAAGGUAUGCAGCACUUAGAAGCAACCACAAGAGGGCAAUCUAGAGAUCAAUAGGAUUAGCUCCAGGCCUAUAGGAAUGCAUGUAUGCAAUGCUCAAAUCCUGGCUUCCAAGAAAAGGCCAGAUCUGGUGCCAUUUCGGUGGUUAUUUAUUAUUAUUUACAGUAUUUAUACCCCACCCUUCUCACUCUGAAGGGGACUUAGAGCGACUUAUAGAACACACAACUAGGGCAAACAUUCAGUGCCAGUUACACAAUUAACAAGGACAGACAAUACAAACAGAGGUAAAGGCAAUUUUUCCCCUAUCUUAUUACCGGCAUCUUGGAGGCUCAGCUGUCGCUCCAUCUUCCAUGCCGGGGAGCUUUCCUCUCAAUCAGUGUCCUUACGGGUGCUUUUAUUACCUCCCCGCUAAAAGUGGUAUGUAUUUAUCUACUCACAUUUCUGCUUUCAACCUGCUAGGUGGGCUGGGAGCUGGGGUUGACAAUGGGUGCUAACCCCGACCUGGGCUCAAUCUGCCGACCUUUUGGUUGGCAGGAUUUUCUGCAGCACAAUGGUUUAGCCUGCUGUCCUAAGCCUGGCCCUAUGAACAGGCGCCAUGUGAAGCCAAAAAACCACAGCCCAUAAUAAUAAUAAUAAAUAAAUAAUCACACAGUCCUAGACACUUGGGAAGUGUUCGACUUGUGAUUUUGUGAUAUGAAAUCCAGCAUAUCUAUUUUGUUUGCUGUGUCAUAAUAAAAUAAUAAUAAUAAUAAUUCUAGUCCUACGGUAAGUUCCUGGUUCACGUAUUUGAAGAUUCUUGGUUUAAUUCCUGUUUAUGACUUCUUGUUUUUGAAGUUUUGCACAAGUCGAACACUUGGGAAGUGUUCGACUUGUGAUUUUGUGAUACGAAAUCCAGCAUAUCUAUCCUGUUUGCUGUGUCAUAAUAAAAUAAUAAUAAUUCUAUUUGUUACCGUCUUCUCCUAAUGGCUCAAGGCAGGUAAUAAUAACUUUUUAAAAUAACUACAGUAGAGUCUCACUUAUCCAAGCUAAACGGGCCAGCAGAAGCUUGGAUAAGCGAAUAUCUUGGAUAAUAAGGAGGGAUUAAGGAAAAGCCUAUUAAACAUCAAAUUAGGUUAUGAUUUUACAAAUUAAGCACCAAAACAUCAUGUUAUACGACAAAUUUGACAGAAAAAGCAGAUCAAUAAGCAAUAAUGUUAUGUUGUAAUUACUGUAUUUACGAAUUUAGCACCAAAAUAUCAUGAUGUAUUGAAAACAUUGACUACAAAAUGGCUUGGAUAAUCUAGAAACUUGGAUAAGCGAGGCUUGGAUAAGUGAGACUCUACUGUAUUUGUAUCCCGUCUCAUCUCCCUUCUGGAGACUCGGGACUGUUCACAACAAAAAUGGCAGCCUUUCGAUGCCAAAAGUACAAAAUAAAUAAACCAAAUAAUAUAACACAAAUAAGCAAGGUAAACAAUAACAAAUCAAUAAAACACACUCAAGUAAACAUUUCAUGCAAAUAUUAAAAGCCUUAGUUAAAACAUAUCAAUAUAAAUACAUUAAAAUGUAUUUUAAAAGGGGAGAUGAUGAAACUUCCACUGAGGCUGAGAGAGUGUGACUUGCUGGAGGCAACCAUUUAAGAACGUGUUUAUAAGGAGAGUGUCCGCACUUUUAUCUCAAGUGACUGUUGCAUUGUAGCCCUGGUACACCUUUCCACCCAACACCACACCACGUCCAGAUAAUUCAGUAAAUAAAGGUUUAUUAAUGAAUCAUUAUGAAAAGAAAAAGGCAGGUCAAAAAAGAAGCAUCGAAAGUACAAAAAGUAAUUCCCAACGAGUUCAAGAGUUCAAUAGCUUUUGAACCAAAAGCACCAAAAAGCAAUCCACAGAGACUUGAGUUGGCACCAAGCAAAAAAACAAAAACAAAACUUAAAUGGUAUUGUCCAAAGGUUAUAUCCAUAGACAUGUAAACAGGAACUCAAGAAAGGCAAAACCUCAAAAACAUGAAACAGGAAUUAAACCAAGAAUCUUCAAAUAUGUGAACCAGAAACUUAAUCAAGGACUAGACUAAACUAUAACUGUUUCUCUGUUAUACAACGUCGUUCCCACUAAAAGCCUAAGAAUCCAGAAACCACCUAAAAGGCCUCACUCCCUCCCAUAACAUCACUUCACACACACCUGCGUUUUCUCUCCUUAUCUCUAAGCCUCUGAGAAAAACGAGUUUGUCUCUGUUUUACAUUCUGCCUCCUAAUCUCAAGGCCACUGGAUCUGGAAAAACCUUUGUCUCCCCCAUUCUCCUCCAAAGGCCACUCUGGCCGAUUCUCAUGGGAACUUAUACCACAUUCUCCCGUUGCCUGGAGAUUCCAAAACAUCUCCCUCCCGGGUCCCGGUUCUCUUCCACAGACACCUUGGAAAUUGCAGGUUGCAACCCAUCAGCCCCUUCCUCAUCCUCUGAACACUCAGAAAGCGCAUCCGAUGCUUGCCAGGCUGCAACAGCGACUCAUUCAGGACAAUUUCGUAAUAACUAGCCUUUAAACAGAGGCUGGAUGGCCAUCUGUCAGGAAGGCUUUGAUUGUGCUUUUCCUGCAUGGCAGGGGGUUGGACUAGAUGGCCCAUGGGGUCUCUUCCAACUCUAUGAUUCUAUGAUCUUUCGUAUCCAGUGUUUCCCGGCUGUGCAUUUUCUAAUCCUAUUUAUUAGAAAUAGCCAUAGUUAGCAAUACAUAAGAAAAUGUCCACCUGGGCAACACCGGGUACCUAAGACAGGUGUUACGAAUAAUAAUCAUUUGGUUCCUUUUCUGCACCUCAUCUAUGAUUCCAUAGCAUUGAGCCAUAGCAGCUCAAGUGGCGCCAAACUGCAUUAAUUCGACAGUGUAGACGUACUCUCAGACGUCCUGCACGAUGCACCAGGGAAGGUUUAUUUGCCAUAGACUUUGUUACUUGUGGACGAAUCCCACAUGGACGUGAUUUUAAAAUGGAAUUGCAGCUUUAACUUUUAAAAUGCACACUCCCUGUGAUGGGAGGCACGUUCGCAGCACCUUCGGAUGGUGUUUCGGAGGAAGCGGUCGCAGGUCUCGAGUCCGUCCGCUCCGGCCUCCAGUCCGACUCUCCUACCUCUCCCUCCACUUUCCGACUUCGGGCGCAGCACUGCAUGCAAACGGGGCAAACGGUUUGGUGCACUCCAAGGGUUUGGUGACACGGAUGCAGAUCUGGGAUUGAUUUAGGGAAAAGGAGGCCGCUUCCGUGGUUCCCGAAGAUGAAGAGGUUCCACACUGAAACGCACUCUCCAGCUUCUGGACACUAACGCCUUCACGUUUCCACUUAGGUCAGUUUCCUAACUGUAUACUCUUUUCAAGAAAUAAAGCCGUAGAUGUUAAUUUUGAAACAAAAACGAGCACCGAAGCCAAGUC
Molecule: messenger RNA, 7480 nt
Organism: Anolis carolinensis (green anole)
Lineage: Eukaryota; Metazoa; Chordata; Lepidosauria; Squamata; Anolidae
Product: replication initiator 1
Exons: 4
Coding region: 1137-2810 (557 amino acids)
Biological process (GO): negative regulation of transcription by RNA polymerase II
Molecular function (GO): DNA-binding transcription repressor activity, RNA polymerase II-specific
Source: RefSeq, a predicted model, not a curated record